Messenger RNA from Fraxinus pennsylvanica, 951 nucleotides. The record is from the annotation of a GenBank genome assembly. Lineage: Eukaryota; Viridiplantae; Streptophyta; Magnoliopsida; Lamiales; Oleaceae.
AUGGAGAAGAAACAGGAGGAGGAACCAAGAACACAAAACACAAAAUUUUCAGAUCAGAUGAUGAUUCCUUCAAGCUUUUCUAUGACAAAUAUGUUUGAUGAUUCCGGCAUGUCAUGUGAAUUUGAUCAAAGGGGCUCUUUAGGGUUCUUCGACGCUCAAGAUUUCACUAGCCAAUCUAUUUUCGAUUUGAUGCAAACACCCUUGCCACCACAGUUUAUGCAGCAGCCUCUACCAUCACCGGCGGCUGAGUCAUCUGAGGUGGUCCACACUCCGGUGACCCCGAAUUCAUCGUCUUUUUCUUCAUCGUCGAACGAAGCUGCUAAUGAUGAUCCACAGAUCAAAACUGCUGAAGAAGAAGAACAAGAUCAAGACAAGAAACAGUUAAAACCCAAAAAGAAGAACCAAAAAAGGCAAAGAGAACCCAGAUUUGCUUUCAUGACAAAGACUGAGGUUGAUAACUUGGACGAUGGCUAUAGAUGGAGAAAGUACGGCCAAAAAGCAGUGAAAAAUAGCCCUUUUCCAAGGAGCUACUACCGUUGCACUAAUUCCUCGUGUGGUGUAAAGAAAAGAGUUGAACGAUCAUCUGAGGAUUCAUCCAUAGUUGUCACAACCUAUGAGGGUACCCACACACACCCGUAUCCAAUGACACCUCGUGGAAGCUUUGGAAUCAUGCCGGAAACCGCCACUUUUGGUGUUGGUGGAGGCAGUGGUGGCGGUGGAGGAGGUACUUCCUCUUAUAUCAUCCCACCAGUGCAGCAUUAUCAACAACAACGACGAUCCUAUUACCAUAGCUUAAUGGCACCACCUUCGAUGAAUUUUAGCAAUAAUCCUAAUUCCUCAUUUCAUCGAGAAAGAGCAUUUCGUCCCUCUUCGUCUUCUUUGAUUAGAGAUGAUGGGCUUCUUCAAGAUAUGGUGCCAUCCCAGAUGCUCAAGGAUCCAAAGGAGGAGUAA